This is a messenger RNA of Empidonax traillii (willow flycatcher), 1690 nucleotides long. RefSeq names its product SHC binding and spindle associated 1 (gene SHCBP1). The transcript is spliced from 10 exons. The record is from RefSeq and is a predicted model, not a curated record. The coding region runs from base 1 to 1572 and encodes 523 amino acids. NCBI's taxonomy places the organism in Eukaryota, Metazoa, Chordata, Aves, Passeriformes, Tyrannidae. Gene Ontology annotation, biological process: fibroblast growth factor receptor signaling pathway.
AUGGCCAUGGCCGAGGCGGGGUCGCCGGGGCCGCAGGGGGACGGCUGGGCCCUGCCGCCGGCUGGGAGAGCUGCCGGCCCGCAGGACGGCGCCGAGCACGCGGAGGGAGCUGUGCACCAGGAAGAUGCUGAGAGUGACUGGAGUGCUGACUCCUGUAGUGAUUAUGGCAGUCGUGGCAACGUGGUGACUGCCUUGGGAAGGGCUGUGCCAGAUGGGAACGUGCUUCUUCCAGAUAUUUUUCACACUGAUCAUCUUUUCUUUUACGAGCGGUUCAGUGCUUACCAGGAUUACAUCUUGGCUGACUGCAAAGCUUCUGAGGUGAAGCAAUUCAUAGCUGACUACCUGGAGAAGGUCCUGGAGCCAUCUGGCUGGCAGGCAAUCUGGCGCACUGAUGUGUUUCAGGUUGUUGUUGGGGUUGUUGAUGUGGAUUACUCGUCUCUGAAAGCAGUUGUGCAGCUCAGUGAUCCUUUCCUGUGUGAGUCACGGGACAGCAGCUUUACCUUGGAGUGCAUGCAGGAACUCCUGGAGCUGAAGCAAUAUCAGAUCCUACUGCAGGAGCUGUGGGUUGUGUAUGAUGAGUCAGGAGAGUUUGACCAGACAGCACUGGCUGUAGAGCAUGUCAGUUUGCUUUGUCUUUUGCAGUUUCACAGUGACCCACUGACAGCUGUAAGUGCCUGUUAUGAAGGAGACACAGUCAUCAUCUUUCCCGGGCAUUACGUUGUGGAUGGCGUGUUCUGCAUCGCUGACUCAGUUGAACUAGAAGGCUUUGGGCUGCCAGAUGAUAUUGUGAUAGAAAACCAGGGCAAAGGAGACAACUUUUUUGACUGCACAGGAGCCAAUGUGAGGAUCUCCAGUUUGAAGCUGGUGCAACAUGAUGCUGUGGAGGGGAUUUUAAAUAUCCAUCAUGGGAAAACCACCCUGGAGAACUGUGUGUUACAGUGUGAAACCACAGGCAUCACAGUGCGGAUGUCAGCGGAGCUGGUGAUGAAGAACUCUGACCUCUAUGGGGCCAAGGGAGCUGGUGUGGAAAUAUAUCCAGGGAGUAUGUGCACCCUGCUCCACAACGGGAUACACCACUGCAAGGAGGGAAUACUCAUCAAGAGCUUCUUAGAUGAGCACUAUGAUGUUCCCAAGAUAACCAUGGUUAACAAUGUGAUCCAUAAUAAUGAAGGUUAUGGUGUGGUCCUGGUUAAACCAGGACCCUCUGAGGUAAAGGAUGCUUCAGCACAGCCAACAAAAGGGAAUACACAACCUACCCAGUCAGGUGAUGAGACACAACCUACCCAGUGUGUGGAGGAGGUCAGGCAAGAACAACAACCAGAGUGUGUGACUGAUGAGUUGGAGCGUUAUGAGCGAGCUGAGACUUCUGGGCAAACUGAAGGCAACUGUGAAAUUGCCAAUGAACUUGGGGCUACUGCUGCAAAGAAGAGCAAGAUGCACAAGAAAAGACUGAGUGAACUGGGAAUUACAGAAGCUGAUGAAAACUUCAUGUCACAGGAUAUGUUCAUCUCUGUUGAGGGCAAUCAGUUCAAAUGGAAUGGGAAAGGAAGUUUUGGUACCUUUGUUUUCUGAGUGUCUCUUGCAGUAGACAAUUUUUACAGUUAUUGAUUAGAUCACAUGCUUGUGUUGUGUUUUGAUGUGCAUUUAUUUCCCAAGUGUAAUCCUUAUUAAAGAACUGGGGCUAAAAACU